Molecule: messenger RNA, 6716 nt
Organism: Sceloporus undulatus (fence lizard)
Lineage: Eukaryota; Metazoa; Chordata; Lepidosauria; Squamata; Phrynosomatidae
Product: solute carrier family 22 member 5-like
Exons: 10
Coding region: 85-1758 (557 amino acids)
Biological process (GO): carnitine transport; transmembrane transport
Cellular component (GO): membrane
Molecular function (GO): ATP binding; transmembrane transporter activity
Source: RefSeq, a predicted model, not a curated record
CCUCCUGCUGCUGCUGCUGCCCCCCUCCGCCCGCGGUUCCCGGCCUCUCUGGCGGCCGCCUUCUCCUCCUCUCCGCCGGGCGCCAUGGGGGACUACGACUCGUGGACGUCGUUCCUGGGGGAGUGGGGCCGGUUUCAGCGCCUGGUCUUCUUCCUGCUGAGCGCCAGCAUCGUGCCGAACGGGUUCAACGGGAUGUCGGCGGUCUUCCUGGCGGGGGUCCCCGAGCACCGGUGCCGGGUCCCCGAGGGCGCCAACCUGAGCGCCGCCUGGAGGGAGGCCAGCAUCCCCGAGGAGCAGCGGCCCGGGGGCAGGACGGGGCCCCACCGCUGCCGCCGCCUCCGCCUCGAGGCCCUGCGCAACUUCUCCGCCGCCCGCCUGCUCCCGGGGACCGACGUCAACCUCAGCCUCGUCCCCACCGAGCCCUGCCUCGACGGCUGGGAGUACAGCCCCAGCCCCUACCUCGCCACCAUCGUCAGCCAGUGGGAUCUUGUCUGUGAGAACAGCUGGAAAACACCCCUAACUACCUCUUUAUUUUUUGUGGGCGUUCUGAUUGGAUCCUUCGUAUCUGGACAACUCUCAGACAAAUUUGGUAGAAAGAACGUGCUGUUUGUAACCAUGGGAGUCCAGGCUGGCUUUGGCUUCCUCCAGGUCUUCUCAUCAAGCUGGGAGAUGUUUUCCAUCCUCUUUCUCAUCGUUGGAAUGGGGCAAAUCUCUAAUUAUGUGGCUGCAUUUGUACUUGGCACUGAAAUUCUUGGCAAAACAAUCCGUGUUAUAUACUGCACAUUAGGUGUUUGUCUGUUUUAUGCCUUUGGAUACAUGUUGCUGCCACUGUGUGCUUACUUCAUCAGAGAUUGGCGGAUGCUGCAAUUGGCUCUUAGUCUGCCAGGGCUGCUGUACAUUCCCCUGUGGUGGUUAAUACCGGAAUCCCCUCGAUGGCUGCUCUCUAAAGGAAGGAUCCAGGAAGCAGAAGACAUCAUUCGGAAGGCUGCUCAAAUGAAUGGUGUUACAGCUCCAGAAGUAAUAUUUGACCCUUCUGAGCUACAAGAUUUGAAGUCCCAGGACCAGGAUACGUACAGCAUUUUGGACCUAGUGAGGACUCAGAAUAUCCGAUCUAUCACGAUUAUGUGUGUGAUUUUAUGGAUGGUCAUUGCCAUAGGCUACUUUGGCCUCUCUCUGGACACUCCUAACUUGCAUGGAGACAUCUAUUUCAAUUGCUUCCUUUCGGCAGUAAUCGAAGUCCCAGCUUAUAUCAUCUCUUGGCUACUCCUUCAUUAUUUUCCCCGGCGGUAUUCAAUGGCAGGAGUCUUGUUCUUAGGAGGUUGUGUCCUUCUCUUCAUUCAGUUGGUGCCUGCAUAUCUCAGUGUUCUGUCUGUUGUCCUGGUGAUGAUUGGAAAGUUUGGGAUCACAGCUGCCUUCUCGAUGGUUUACGUGUACACUGCUGAGCUCUACCCAACAGUUGUGAGGAAUAUGGGAGUUGGUGCCAGUUCCAUGGCCUCCAGAUUUGGCAGUAUCCUAUCACCUUACUUUGUAUAUCUUGGGGCCUAUGAUAGGUUUCUUCCCUACAUUUUAAUGGGAAGCUUGACAGUACUUACAGGAAUCCUCACUCUGUUUCUCCCAGAAAGUUAUGGCAUACCACUCCCAGAUACUAUAGAUCAGAUGUUAAGAAUUAAAGGAAUUAAAUACAGAAAUACUUCUAAAAACCAAAAGAGAACAAAGGAUGAAGAAAAUACAGUAAUUCUAAAAACCACAUCGUUCUGAUGAACUACUCUGCAUUUAUAUUUUGGAACUGAAAAAUACCUAAACAUUUCCUUUACUUUGUUUCCAGAAAGGACUAAUUGAAACACUUUUUCCUAUAGUCAUAAACUUAUUUAUUAAAUAUACAUUCAUUUUUGUGAAUGUAACUAUGCUGCAUAUCCCAAUGUGGGAUCUCAGCCUGCAGUUGUACACAUUACACAGAACAAUAUCAGGGCAGAGGGCUGUUUGCCUUUAGGACUACAGUAUUGACAAAUGGCCUUUUGUGAGCUUGAGUUUUUAAAGAUGCCUGGACAUGGAGAUUGAUCAACUGUUUCCACUAUUCAGUGCACACUGGCAAAAGACAAACAUCUUCUGGAAUUUAAAUAUUGUCACAUUCUAUCAGCCAAUAGGAAUGCUGCUUCUGUUUUGCUCAGAAAACUUAAGUUUGAAAUGAAAAGGAUAUAUCAAGUUUAGAAGAUGAGUAUAUAAUUAUAUCAGAAGAAACUGAUGCUGAAUGAUUUUAACGAGAUAUGAGAUGUGACAUCAAAUGUUUCUGUGUGCAAAAUAUGGGCUGUCUAGUUUUGUUUGCAAAACUACUUUACUUUUUCCAGAUGAAAUUUCAGCUAAAAACCACUGGGUACAAUUGUUCACAUCUGGGAAUGAUGAUUUGCCUUAUUUAGGCAUAUAUUUAUUUUUUAAAAUAAUAAGAUUAGAUUGGAUCUAUAAUUCUUCUCUUUCCUUCUAAUAUUCUAUGAGCUGAAUGUCCUCCGAGUUGUCUCUAAUGCUAAAAGACAUGCAAAUAAUCCAUGUUUAUCUGUCUAUUAGUCCUCUUUAAUCUUUGCCUGAGAUAUUUUGAAUUGCAUACUAGGUAUGUAAAAAAGCUACUUUACACCAUGGAACUUAUUCUGCUAACCAAAUGUGAACAAAAUCUGGUGCCUUCAGCUAGCUAAAAUCCCAAGUGAUCCCCUUUUGACUAAGCACAGAGUUUUUAAUGAAUAUCAUGAAACUGUAAAAACAAGCCUUAUGCCUAAACAAUUGUGUCAAAAUCUGCCAUGAGACAUUGCCUAUUGACUAGGGCCGCUAUUCUAACUGCAUCUAUUUCUGUUACGUUUCAUCUAAAAUGCUAACUUGCCCAUGACAGCAGUUAAACUUAUUUCUUUAUUAUCUACAAUCAGUCACAUUAUAAACAGUUUAAUAAAUAUAAAGCAUAAUCCAAUUGUAUUCUUAUUUUAAUAACUGGUGAACUAAUUUGAGGGUUUUACAGACUAGUUAAAUAUACAAAUAUACAAAUAUUUUUAUAACAAGAAUUGCUAGAGAGCCAUUACUACUGCAAACACUGCAGUUUCCAGCCAUUCUAGAAAUCAUGUUGUUUAAUGUGAAAGUCUUCAUCGUCUUAUUCAUAACAUUUAAUGCAAAAGGCAACAUCAUGCCACUCUGGUGUUCCUUCCCACCUCCCUGCUGAAUGCUGCAAUUUCCAGUUUUUAUUGAUCCAUACUGUAGAGUUGCCCUCUUAGUGGGAAAGGGUGUCAGUCCAGUAAAUACUUCAUUACAACCUUUAGCAGAAAGCCAGAGUAUGGGCCGGUACAGACCAGCCCAAUAAGGUGGCUUCCUGGUGGCAUGGGGGCAUGGUGUAUGCACGAUGCAUGCCCCAACACUGCCCUGAAGCCAGUGUUACACCGUUCUGCUGCCCACAGAAGAGCAGCUUUUUAGCACUCCGGCAGCAUGGCAUUUAGACACUGUACAUCACAGGACCGCUGCGAAAAAGGCAGCGUUUUUCCAGCGCAAAAAGGAGAGGCACUUUGUUGCUUCUUUUUGCACCAGAAAAAAGCUGUAUUGGGGCUGUGGCAUGUGGUUGCCCCAGCCUUGACCUGGCGAUCAAAGGGAUGGCAUCAAGAUCCCCUUUUAGGGUUGUCAAUUCCAGCCCUAUAAAUAUUUGGGGAGAAGUGGUCAGUAGUCAGAAUGACUCAAAUUUCUGUUUCUCAGGCAUGGCAUUUUUCCAAGGCCUGUUAAAUCCAAGAUACUGCACUUAUUUGCACUGUUUUGAAUGCCUUACUAUGCAAUCCUGUACAUGUCUAUUCUGAAGUGUCAGCAAGUUCUCUUGGGCAUAACCUUAGGAAAGGUAUGUCUUAAGAUUUCAGCCUUAGAGAGAGAGAGAGAGAGAGAGAGUGUGUGUGUGUGUGUGUGUGUGUGUGUGUGUUGUAUACCUUCAAAUUGUUUCCAACUUAUGGUGACCCUAAGGUGAACCUUUCACAGGGUUUUCUUGGCAAGAUUUAUUCAGGGGAGGUUUGUGUUUGUCUUCCUCUUAGCCUGGGAGAUUGUGCCUUGCCUAAGGGCACCCAGUGGGUUUCUAUGGCAAAGCGGUGAUUUGAACUCUGGUCUCCAGAGUCAUAGUCCAGUGCUCAAACCAUUAAACUACACUGGCUCUCCAGCUUUACUGUACUUUUUUAAAAAGCUUUUUCCAUUACCCUCCCUGCUUUUCCCAUUUUGUUUGUUUAGUUUUCUACAAGAUUGUAAAAAACUGGUUCACCACAAUCAUGACCCAAGAAGAAUGGCCAACUUAAUCCCAACUUACUUUCUAAAGUUAGUGGAGCUUCAGGGGAGGAUCACAAAUUGAUCUCAUAUAGUUUAAUUGGAAAGUAACAGAAAGCAAAGGCAGGGAGAUUGUUUCUAGAGUCUUGCUGUGUGCCUAAAAGUGUUAUUGGGCUUAUGGCAUUUGUAUGUGAAAAUUGUAUUUUCAUCAAAUAUUUUUGUUUUAAUUCUCGCUUCAUUUUGAAAGAGCAUGUCCAUUCGUUAUUUUUAGAUUAAUGGAAUAUGAUAUUGCCUGAAAAUAAACAAAAGUAUUUCUUCAAAACAACAACAACAUGUAGUAGUCUUUUGCUUCCAGGUGCAGCAGAUAGACAGCAGACAUCUUCUCUGUGGGACUCAAUGGAAAAGAGGACAGCAGCAGUGAUAGGCACCCAUUUAGAGGCAAUUUACAACCAAUGUCUUUUCUCCUGGUUAAGGGGGGGGGGACAAGGAGUGUGUCCACAAGUGUUGAUAAACUCCACUAAGCUACUGGGGGCUGUUGCACUCUCACAAAAUAUGCAGGGGGAAGACAGGGAUAAAGCCAUCAGCUCUUCCUGCAGCUUGGAAGCCCAACAGACACUAAGCCGCUACUGCACUUACUGUAUUUCAACUAUUAUUUCACUAACAUCUAGAUUUAAGAGUAAAAAUAAAUCUUCAGGCCAGUAGUUGUUCAAUUCGUCUGUGACUUUAUUUUGGAUUAAUAAAAGAAAUGUUUAGGAUUGCUUCUAAGUAAUAUUAAGAUUGCUGAUUGAAAUCAGAAAGUCUUAUAAAAGUAUAUGAAAGGGGGAGAAAGAAUAAAGUUUUUAAUGGAAAAAGAUAUAGAAAUUUGAAAUGAUGAGACUAACUUUUUUUAAAUUGGAAGAUUGGUUGCAUUUGCAUACAUUUUGCAAUUAAAAUUGGAUUAAAAAAUAAAAUGAAACUGGUUUGUUUUGAGAAAAUGAAGUUUGUUUUGACUGGAAGUUGAAACAAGAGAGGUUAAACAGUUGAGUGUGCCAUUGCUACAUGGAGGAACAACUGUAGAGGCAACCAGCUGAGGGAGUUAAUUCUUUAUCUGCCAGGAAGUGGAUAAAUGGGGGGGGGGAGCAGCAAUUUCAUAGGGGAUUUGAGAGGAACUGAAUUUGCUACAAAAUGGUUUAAAUAUAGUUAAAUUUCUGCUUUGAUAGACAAUGUGACUGAAGAAAGGGAUUAGAAGGAUGCAAUGUGAGAAGCAGAGGAACCAACUAGAUCUCAGAAGAAGGAUGACGAUAGAGCAGCUGAUUCAGAAUGCAAGGAUAUGGUCCUAGGAGGCAUUUUUCAGCCAAGAUGGGAGGAUGAUGGAGAGCCAGAAAUGAUUUUGGACGACUUACCUGGGCUGGAUAUAUCACUGAAGUCAGAGAGGAGCAGCAGAACACCAAAUUAAAAAGAAGAAAGACAAAAAGAAAAGUUUCUGGGAUGAAAAUGUGGAGGUUUGAUGUGUGAUAGGAUUUUGGAGAGGGGAAAAGAAUUAAGAUAAAAAGGGUAAAACUAACAGGGACGUUUUUUAUGGAGGGAUGUUUUCUGCUCAAGUUCUCUGUGGAGCUUUGAAGGAUAUCCAAGGUGUGUGAUUAUGGAGGUUUGGAAGAAAACCAAGGGCAGGAUUUCAGUGGGAAAAACAGAAAUAGGAUUUGUUUCUUCUGGUUUAAGAAAUCGACAAAGGAUCUGUUAAAGGAUGAUGUCUCAGUUUAAAGGAAAUUUUAAACAAAAUAAGGAUGAUUUAUAUGACUUCUAUAUUUAGAAGGGGUAUAAAUAUUAGAGUGGGGUACAUUGAAAAAUGGAAAAAAGAGAGGCAUAACUGAUAUGAUAGAUGGUUGUUAAAUGGGAAUGAAAGGUUUGCUUAACUUAAAAGAAGUAAGUAUAAUUAAGAUGCAAUGUGAUACGGCUCUUGUUUAACUUAGAUUGAGUGAGAAUUCAUAAAUAUGAAGAUGAAGGCUUUCUUUGCUGGAGUCCAUAGUUUUUUGUGGCUUUUUCAAGUGAAACACAUCAGAGAUAAAUUCUUCCAGAACAUAGCCACAUAGCCCGAACCACCCCCCCCCCAAAAAAAUGCUUAAUGAAUAAAUAGUUCAGUAUUAUUAUUAAAGCUUAUUAAUUUGAAUGAAUUAAUAGAAAUGUCUUUCUGUAUGGUGUAUAUGUGUGUGUGUGUGUGUGUGUGUGUGUGUAUAUAUAUAUAUAUAUAUAUAUAUAUGAGAUUACAUGAUGUUUGAGAUUGAUUAUUAAUAAUAUUGUUUUAUAGAAAGGUGGUUGAUGGCCUAUUGUACCAGAGAAGCACUGAGAAGACUUGAAGUUGCUUUUAUCUUUCUUUUUGAUGUUUUUCCCCUCUUUUUUCCUCCUUCUUGUAUCUUAUCCUUUUCUUGGCUUGUCUUUUUUCUGUUUCUUUGUAUUGUUAGUGUUGUAUUUUAUGG